AAGGCAAAAUCCAAGGAUGCCUUUCCGUCUUCCCAACACGUCCCCCCAUUACCGGGCCUUCCUCCGCUUUUUUCAUAUCUCCCCCGCUCAUACAUUGCUCAAUCACAACUGAUCUUUGACUCGAACAUAGUCCAUUGCCACUCAGAGUAGUACAACCGACAUGGUCUCUACCACCCGACUGCGGGUCCUUGAGGAAAAGGGCCCAUUAAUAGCAGCCUAUUACGGUGAAUGCUACUGUCCUGACAAUGUUGUAAUCUAUCCCCAAUACGUCGACCCUACCAAACCUUGGGCUCCACCCGAACUCUUCACUCUGGAUCACGCCCAUAAUCCAGAGAAUUUGUGGUGGGUGAGGGAUCGGGUGGUGCCGGAUAUGAAACCUUGGCAAGCCCAUGGGUUUAGUCCACGAAAGGGGACGUUAACUAGGGAACAGAUGCUUGCGAGAAAAGGAUCGAGGUUGUCGCCUCGGUAUUGGAUGCAUAAGAUUCGGAAGUUGGUAAUCGAUAAAAGAGCGUAUAAACGAGUCGAAAAGGAUUGGCCAGGAUUGCAUGGAACUAAACGGGUACCCUUACCCUCGGAUUGGCUAGAAUAUGGAUAUUGGGCGAGACCUGCUUUCAAGCAUAACAGGCCUAAUCGAGAAAUUGAUUUCGUUGCCAAUUCCACGCCUCCAAGCAGGAUCAUUGAGCUCCCGAAAGAAGACGUUGAAGCAAUGGUCGUCAGUCUUCACGAAGAGGAUUGGACUUUCAACCCACUUAACUGGAUCCCUCGAAUAGAGCACCCAAUGCUCCCCAAACGACCCGAUUUCUGGCCCACGCCACACUCAAGCCAAAGCAAUUUGACUUGUCGCUUACCUUCUGAGCUUAUCCUCAACCCACUCCUGGAACAUCGGAAAUUCGGCAGACCGCCGAUCCUGUUUGACAUUCGUCGAGAGCUAGAGACGAUCCUUAUACAUGGGCACGAAGGCCACGGUUGGAACAAUACCCCUCUUGGGGAGAAUGGCUGUAACUCGUAUCAACCUGCGACUUAUCCUGGAGUCAGCACGUUGACAGUGAACUUCCUAGCAGAAGAUACUCGCCUGAUAUUUGACUGGAAGUUUACCGUCAUACCGCAUCAUCCGUCUUUGCCUGUGAUGGUGAUUGAUGUCCUGAAUGCGAUAAAGGAGAACUUUGAUCAGUGUCUGUCAGGGGAUGAGGUUGAGACGAUCGUUGGGGAGAGGAGGCAUCAGAUGUGGCAUGCGUUUGAACGACGGUGUAGGUUCUUUCGGCAGCCCAGAAUUGGAGGGAUUAAGCGUAUGGAUUACCUUGGGGAUCAAUAUUACUUCCGGGGUUUGGAGCCUGCGCCAGAUAACGAGGGUUUCGUGAUGUUCUUUGGUCCUCCUUGAGCCCUGACCAUCGACGCUGGACGAUCAAGCCCCACUCUAUUGUGGUGGGGUUUGACAGAUGGCCAUGAGUUCAGGUCUAUCUCCCUCAUUGCUGGGCCUGGGUUGUUUUACGUGGUCAAACGCUACAAUCAUCUUUUUCUAUUCGCAUCCUCGAGCAUUAUCCUUACAUUCUAUUUAGGGUGUUCCCUUUGUACUUUAACUUUGGUAUUAUUAAGAAUGACUUGUAUGACGAUCCGCUUGGCUUGCUGGACGAUU
Somion occarium is the source of this 1633-nucleotide messenger RNA. The record is from the annotation of a GenBank genome assembly. Lineage: Eukaryota; Fungi; Basidiomycota; Agaricomycetes; Polyporales; Cerrenaceae.